Messenger RNA from Diuraphis noxia (Russian wheat aphid), 2631 nucleotides. Its product is annotated as long-chain fatty acid transport protein 4-like. The record is from RefSeq and is a predicted model, not a curated record. Gene Ontology annotation, biological process: long-chain fatty acid import into cell; long-chain fatty acid metabolic process. Gene Ontology annotation, cellular component: plasma membrane; endoplasmic reticulum membrane. Gene Ontology annotation, molecular function: long-chain fatty acid transmembrane transporter activity; long-chain fatty acid-CoA ligase activity. Lineage: Eukaryota; Metazoa; Arthropoda; Insecta; Hemiptera; Aphididae.
CCUGCUCCAUCAGGAUCUCGUUUUUUUCUUGUAGUGUUAGUGUUUUUCUGUUUGGCCUAAAUAAUAUGUUUUGAUAUUUUUAAUCACUAUAAAUGUCGAAAACAAUGAAUAUAAUUAUUAUUUAAUAAUAAUAAAGUUGUAUUUAUGKCGAGCACUUGGGUAAUUUACGAAAAAUGAAUUUCGACCGUUAACAUUAACUCCUAGUAAUUUUUAUUCUGAGUAAYUCUUUUUUAAUUGAGCGAGUUAUAAGUAUGAAAACUACUGAUAAGGAGUGGGACGUGGAAAAAGGUUUGCCGAGAGGAGUCGCUGCAGGUCUGAGCGGCGGCGGCGACGACGACGACGACGACGACGACCAUCACCUCGGCGGCUGCAACCCGAACGCCCUAAAAGCCGACAAUUGUUGCGACAACGCUGUCACGGAGGUGAUCGACGGCGUUCACGGCAAACAGCAACAGCAGCAGCGAAUCGGCGGCGGUGACGACAGUAAAAGUACUACCGGUGGUGGCGGCUCCGGCGGUGGCAGAGUACGCGGAGUGGUGUGUGCUGCGGUAAAAGUCAUCGUCGUCGCAGCAGCGUUCACUGUGACGUGCGCGUUUGUAUGGUACACUAUGGGCCUGCCGUUCCUGUUGCAAGUCGUCGUGGUAGCGACCAUCGCGUUUGUCGCCAGCGGUGGUUAUAAAUUCGUCUACCUGGUGUACCGCACCGCACCCAGGGACUUAAGAGCGCUAUUUCGUUAUUACUAUUUUUUGUACACUGCGAAGAAACUGGGCAAGAAAAACUGGACCGUUGCAGAUGUAUUCAAACACAAGGUUGUAAAGAAUACUCCUCACAAAGUGUUGUUUGUGUUUGAAGACAAAGAAUGGACUGCUCUGCAGGUUGAAGAAUACAGUAACAAAGUGGCCAAUGUUAUGUUGGACAGAGGUUUCAAGAAGGGCGAUGUAGUUGGGCUGCUGAUGGAAAACCGACCAGAGUUUGUGGGCAUUUGGUUGGGCAUGUCCAAAGUGGGUAUUGUAAGCGCGUUGAUCAACUACAACCAGAGAAUGGUGUCGCUGGUCCACUCCAUCAAAGUUGCCAACUGUACCAGUUUGAUUUAUGGGGCUGAAUUGUCAUCGAACAUUGACGAUAUCAAAGGCGAACUGGACAACGAUAUUAAAUUGUUUAAAUUUUCGAGUACUACACCGCCCGUCAACGACGGUACCUACUUGAACCACUUUCUGGAUAAAGCGUCUCCGUCCGCGCCAAACCCGCCAGAAAAACCGGGUUACAACGACAAAUUGUUGUACAUUUACACUUCCGGUACCACCGGUUACCCGAAAGCAGCCAUCAUAACCAACGUCAGAUAUAUUUUCAUCGCCGGUGCUUAUGCGUAUCAAGUGGGACUUAAGUACAGUGAUCGAUUUUACACACCAAUGCCGCUGUACCACACCGCUGCCGGUAUAAUGUGUAUCGGCCAAUCGCUUCUUUACGGCUGUACCACAGUCAUACGAAAAAAGUUUUCCGCUUCUGGGUACUUCCAAGACAUUUCCAAGUACAACUGUACCGCAGCUCAGUACAUCGGUGAAAUGUGUCGCUAUAUUUUGGCCACUCCGCCUAAAGCUGAUGAUACAAACCACAAGUUGAGAAUCAUAUUCGGAAAUGGUCUAAAACCCCAGAUAUGGAAAGAAUUCGUGUCUAGAUUUAACGUACCGCGAGUCGCAGAGUUCUACGGAUCAACGGAGGGAAACGCAAACAUUGCCAAUACAGACAACACAUUCGGAGCUAUUGGCUUCGUAUCCAGACUGAUACCCAGCAUAUAUCCAAUAUCGAUUAUACGGGUAAACCCAGAGACGUGUGAACCCAUCCGAAAUGCUGACGGACUUUGCACUCGUUGCAACCCAGGUGAACCGGGUGUGAUUGUUGGAAAAAUUAUCUCGACCAACCCAUCUAGACAGUUUUUGGGCUACGUCAACAACGAGGAGUCUAAGAAGAAAAUUGUGCGUGACGUGUUCGAUAAGGGAGACGCUGCCUUUCUAUCUGGUGAUUUGCUCGUUUCGGACGAAUGGGGUUACCUGUACUUCAAAGAUAGAACCGGGGACACAUUCAGAUGGAAAGGUGAAAAUGUAUCUACUGCUGAAGUCGAAGGAGUUGUUAGUAAUAUUGCCGGUUAUCGUGAUUGUGUUGUUUAUGGAGUAGAGGUGCCUAAUUCUGAGGGUCGUGCUGGUAUGGCUGCUAUUGUGGAUAAGGAUAAUACUUUGGAUGUAUCCACUUUAUCAGAUGGAUUACAAAAAGCUCUGCCAAGCUAUGCACGGCCAUUGUUCAUUAGAAAACUCAAUGAAGUUGAAAUGACUGGUACAUAUAAAUUGAAAAAAUUAGACUUACAAAAAGAUGGAUAUGAUAUUGACCGGAUUAAGGAUCAAGUGUAUUACUGCAAUAGCAAGGGCAUUUAUCAAGAAUUGACUAUCGAAGCAUACACAGAUAUUAUAUCAGGAAAAAUAAGAUUGUAAAAAUAGUUGGAAUAGUAGGUAUAGGUUAUGUUUUAUAUUUAUUGUCUUAUUACAAGUUUUUAUCUUGCCAAUUUAAUGACUAUAAAUGUACAUUAAUAAUAGUAUUUAUAUUAAUAUAUAUUAUAACUAAUUUAUAUUAGUAUUGUAA